AUGCUCAAAUCAUCAUCAUCAUCCGGUAAGGGAAAGCCGGAUGAUGAUGAUUUGGAGACCAAACCGGUUCUCAAGAAACAAAAGGAAAAUUCCGACGAGAAGGAGGAGACAUUAACGGAAGGAGGACUUGUUGAUCCUAGUCUCCAGCACAAGUCUGAUGAUCAGGAGGUGAGCGAAUCCUGGAAGGUGAUUUGGAGACCAAACCCAUUGCUGAAGGAAACAUCCGAGGAGAAGGAGGAGGAGGCACUAACGGAAGGACUUGCUGAUAGUCGCCAGAACAAGUAUGAUGAUCAGGAGGCUAAUUCAAUUCAGGAAGUUGCCAUAAGAAAAACAAAGACGCUCUUCGUUGGGCAUCUUACUCCCCAAACUAAAACAUCACAUCUCAUCAAUUUCUUCAAAGAUGUUGGACAAGUUGUUCAGAUUCGACGUAUUGUUAACAAGAAGGGCAAGCCUGUGGGUUGGGGCUUUGUUGAGUUUGCUUCUGCUAACGAGGCAGAGAAGGCGUUGCAAACUAAGAAUGGUGAAUAUUUCCAGGGUCGCAAUAUUUUUCUUGACGUUGCUAAGCCUAAGAUGAAUCCAUUAUCUCCACCCAAGUAUGAAGACAACCUUCUACGAGAACCUAAUCUGAAGCAACAGGAGGAAAAAUCCAACAUGAUCAGAUUCUGCGGUAAGAAGACCACCUUCUCUUAUGACGACGACUGA
Messenger RNA from Camelina sativa (false flax), 702 nucleotides. Lineage: Eukaryota; Viridiplantae; Streptophyta; Magnoliopsida; Brassicales; Brassicaceae. The record is from RefSeq and is a predicted model, not a curated record.